Molecule: messenger RNA, 1406 nt
Organism: Saitoella complicata NRRL Y-17804
Lineage: Eukaryota; Fungi; Ascomycota; Saitoellomycetes; Saitoellales; Saitoellaceae
Product: HAD-superfamily hydrolase
Exons: 3
Coding region: 33-1406 (457 amino acids)
Biological process (GO): glycerophospholipid biosynthetic process
Cellular component (GO): mitochondrion
Source: RefSeq, a predicted model, not a curated record
CCUUAAGGACUUUUUACUAGUACAACGACAAUAUGCCCGGCUUCGACUCUUCAGACUUCCUCGACGGUGGUGUGAUCAUCUCUCCUCCCGCCGAUGAGCACCAGUUCGGCACCGGUGACGACAAUGUCGUCGAGGUUCCCGCCUCUCGUUCUUCCUUGGCCGACUCUACCUCGAGAAUGCACUCCCUCUCCAUCUCUCCCUCCUUCCGUGACCGCAGGCGGUCCAGGAACUCAUUCGGAGCUUCUCUUCCUAUCCCCCGUCGUUCCAUCGACCCCUCGAACAAGCAGGCCCUCUCUCACCGCGACUCAUUGGCAGCUCAGGUCCAGAGCUUGGCACAGCAGAGGAAGGACGACCAGGCCCGUGAUGAGAAGAUGGAGAAGUUGAAGAACAUGGCUUUCGUCUUCGAUAUCGAUGGUGUGCUCGUCCACGGUGACCGAUUCAUCCCCGAGGGACGCAAGGUCCUUCGUAUUUUGAACGGUGAGAAUGAGUUGGGUGUCAAGAUCCCCCACGUUUUCGUUACCAACGGAUCUGGAAAGCCUGAGGAUGCUCGUUGUGAGCAGCUUUCCAACAUCCUCGAGGCGCCUAUCUCUACCCACCAGUUCAUCCAGGCCCAUACCCCCAUGAGGGCUUUGGCCGAGUUCUACAACACCGUCUUGGUCGUUGGUGGUGAGGGUUAUCGCUGCCGUGAAGUCGCCGAGCUCUACGGCUUCAAGGACAUCGUCGUCCCCAACGACAUCGUCGCCUGGGACCCCACGCUCGCUCCCUUCCGCGUCUUUACUGACGAAGAGCGCAAGACUUCCCGUCCCCGUGACUUCUCCAAGAUCAACAUCGAGGCAAUCAUGGUCUUCUCCGACUCCCGCGACUACGCAACUGACCUCCAAAUCAUCAUGGACCUCCUCCAGUCCGAGAACGGUCGUUUGGGAACGAUGGCCAAGGACCCCGUUUCCUCCCGUAUCCCGAUUUACUUCUCACACGGAGACUUGCUCUGUCCCUCUGAGCACUGGAAACCCCGUAUGUCCCAGGGAACUUUCCGUCUCGCCCUCGAAGCGAUGUACCACGCCAUCACCGGCGUCGAACUCGAGCGUGUCAUCUACGGCAAGCCCGAAGCCGCCACUUACAAAUUCGCUGACACCGUCCUUCAAGAGUGGCUCGAGGAGAUCCACGGCGAGUACCGUCUCCCCGAGAACGUCUACAUGAUCGGUGAUAACCCUCAAUCCGAUAUCUGUGGUGCGAACGGAUACGGGUGGAACUCGUGUUUGGUCAAGACGGGUGUUCACCAGGGUGAUGACAACGAUAAGGAGAACCCUGCUUCUGAGGGUGUCUUUGAGAAUGUGUUCUUUGCUGUUAAGCAUGCGCUUGAGAAGCAGCUUGGAAAGGGUUUCGGAUUGAGUGCUAUUGAGGGAUAA